ACACAGGAAAUCUCUCCAUGCAAUGCCUGUAUGUAGGACAGAAAUCUUUAAAACAUCGCUUUUAUUUUGAGACAGUAACGUUAACUGUUAGCAGGCUGAGAGGUCGAGGCGAUGUGUUUAUUGCUCGGUGCAACUGGAGUCGGAAAAACGCUUUUACUGAAACGACUACAGAAGUUGUGUCAGUUGGACGCGCAUGCGGAUUUGGGUGAAGCGCCCGUCACUCUUCCCACGGUCGGUACCAACCUCACGGACCUCAUAUUUCGGAGGAAGAAAAUAACAAUACGAGAGUUGGGAGGCUGUAUGGGGCCCAUUUGGCCAAAAUACUACUUAGAUUGUACAUCCGUUAUAUUUGUGGUGGACUGUGGCAACAUUGGCCAGAUUUCAUCGUCCUGCGUCCAGCUGCUGUCUGUUCUCUCUGCGGAGCCGCUUCACGCUGCCGCUGUGCUCAUACUCUUCAACAAGAGGGAUCUUCCGUGCACCAUGUCUCUUGUGGAGCUGAAGUCGUUGUUCAGGAUGGAUGACAUCAUUCGAACUGCGCCUCAGUCAAUCACAACACUAGAGAUCAGUGGGCGCUCGGGACAGGGCCUUCAGGAUGUGCUCGACUGGCUGUUUCUAAACCGCUCUGAGACAUGAGAGAUGUGGAUGCAGAGAACUGGGGGGCUAAUAUUAUAUCACAGGUCACAGUUAAUAGUUGUGAUUUCCAGUCAUCGCGGUGCUGCUGUGAUACAGUUGCUCUAAUAAGUCCCACGUCAGUCACAAACAUUCAUUUGAGGAACAGCUUCAAUGUAGAACCGGCGGGCUUUUGACGACUCUCGUGUGACGUCCUGUGCUCUGUGGAAUAGAUUCUUUUCUACACAAUGAAAGCAUAUUGUAAUCAUGAUCCAAAGUGGUCAAAACACAACUAUUAAACGCUUGGAUUAUUCCCUCCACUGUAAGCUCUCAAAUCCAAUGUGUUCCACAGGAGAAAUAACUUGAAAUGUAGUGAAUGCAACCUAGGAUCAGUGGUGUGUGACUUAUUUAAAGUCCCCCUGUAGUCAAUCAUUUUAAAACUCCAAAAAUCACCAAAA
Messenger RNA from Pimephales promelas (fathead minnow), 1067 nucleotides. It is a transcript of the gene arl16, whose product is annotated as ARF like GTPase 16. NCBI's taxonomy places the organism in Eukaryota, Metazoa, Chordata, Actinopteri, Cypriniformes, Leuciscidae. Gene Ontology annotation, molecular function: GTPase activity; GTP binding. The record is from RefSeq and is a predicted model, not a curated record.